CAAGAGUAUAUAGAGUGUUGAUCUAUUCAUUCAUAUAAGCUUCAAUUCUCUUGAUUGUACUACAGCUUGAACAUUCUUGUUGAUUUGUAUCAAACAAAAUGCACUGACAUUCAUUCUACUUCACUAAAUUCGGUUUAAUUAACAUUUGACUAUGUGUUUCGUGACUCUAUUACAAGUAGUACAGUGUCUGUGGUUUAUUUUAUUUUUUUAUUAUAUUUUAUUUUACUAUGCAGAAAUCGGGCUUUGAAUAUCAUAUCCCCCCUUUUUUUAUUCAUGGAAGACGACGCCAAAGAACUUGCUAUCAACAAAUUAGCUGAAUUACUUAAACAUCCAGAUGAUCUAAACACAAAGCUAGCUCCACUUACCAGAAAACUAGCCAAAGAAAAAGCUUCAAUUGAUGCUCAGUUAAAUACAGGUGUUCAAUCUCAACUUGAUCAUGUCCAAGAAGGUUUAGAGACACUGACCAUCUCGAGUCGAAACAUAAACCGUGUCAAGGACAAUAUGCGUAAUAUUGAUAAACUAUGCUAUGAUGCACAGUCUAUGAUAAAAGACUUUCCUCGUAUCAAUAUGAUUUCGCAAGUCCAUCAACAUUUUGUAGCGACUCAAGCCAAAGUGAAAGCAUUUCAAGCAUUGUAUCAACAGCUAGAUGACUUGGAAGAGGCAUUUGCACCUAUGCGCCAUGAUAUUUUUCAUCCUCAUGAUGCUUUAUUGCAUGUACAUUAUCAUCUCUUUAAGCUGGAAGAAUUUCGCGACAAGACCAUGCACCAAGCAAGAGAUUCACCUCACGAUGCAGUCAUUACCUUAAAGACCUAUUUUAGACGUGUUGAUGUACUUUCGGAUGAUUUCACGCAACAUUUAUGGUUAUUGACACGCCAUUUGGUUGAUUUGAUUGACCAUGACUGUGGUGCUACCAUUAUUAAACUCAUCAAGAUCAUCGAAUGUGAAGAAGCAGCAGACGAAAAAGCAUUAGCAGCCAAACAAGCCCAAUUCAAUCACCAGGACUUACAGGGACACAAGAAAUGGCGUCUUGCAGAAGGUAAUCCACGUACAAUCAAAUCCUAUCGUGUCGAGUUCUUUGAACAGCUUCAUCAGUCCUUACAAGACCGUUUUGAACAAGUGUUUCUGCCCUAUAAAGAACAAGAAGAUUGGUCAAGUGCAUUAGAUGCCACUGAAUUUAUCUUUGAUGAACUCGAAUUAGUCUAUGAUGAAAUUGUACCGAAAUUCCCCAAGAAAUACAAGAUAUUCCCGUAUUUUGUACUUGAGUAUCAUCGACAUACCUAUGAUCUCUUGAAUCAAAUGGUACAGCAAGAUUUAGAUGCAGGCACCAUGUUGCGUCUACUGCGGUUUGUACGAGACUAUUAUACUACCAUGAGCACACGAUUGGGCGUGACGGAAGAACUGCUUGAACCCCAAUUACUUGAUGGACAGGAACAAUCCUUGGUUGACGAAUACCUUAAACUUGUUCGACGCAAAUUAGUCGAAUGGACAUCGAAUUUGAUGCAAUCUGAAUCCCAAAAGUUUGUGAACCGAAAAGAGCCGCCUGAAAUGGCUCAAGAUGGUCAAUUUGGUCUUUCAGGGGCUGUGGAUCUAUUCCAGAUCAUCAACCAGCAAAUUGAUGUGGCAGCCGAUGCCAAUCAAGGCAAACUGCUUUAUCUUGUGAUUCAUGAAUGCCAUAAAGUCAUGAAAGACGCACAGAGUUUCUGGAAGCGAUUGCUACAAACAGAACUCCAAAAACAACUCGAGCAACCUGAAGAUGCACCUGAAGGAUUUGUGGAAUACGUAAUGGCCUUAGCCAACGAUCAAAUCAAAUGCUCCGAUUUUGCCAAUGAUAUCUUGAUGCGUGUACCUCCCAUUGUAGAUGCCAAUUACAAGACGCAAGUGGAAGAUAAACUGUCGACUGCGAUUGAUGGCUAUCUCCAGAUUGCUGCGAGUGCAAGAGAAGCCCUUUUAGAAGUCACGUUUGGUGAUAUCAAACCCGUCUUUAGUGAUUUGUUUACGACACGCUGGUAUGCUCAGCCUUUGAUUCCCUCUGUGAUUGAAACACUGCGCGAUUACUGCAAUGAUUUUGGUCAUUUGAAUGCGUUUAUUUUUGAGAAAUUGAUUCGUGAUAUGCUGGAUCGGUUUUUGAUGCUGUAUCUCGAAGCCAUGCGACACAAAUCAGCCAAGUUCCAUAUGCCUGCUUGUCUUGAAAAAGUCGAGAAUGAUGUGCGUCUGUCUUUCCAGUUCUUUGUGGAGUACACGUCUGUCAAAGAAAUGGAAGAACGCUUUGAUGUGAUUGAAAAGGUCCAUAAGUUAUUGGAAUCCAAUCGACGUAUGAUCUUUGUGGACUAUUACAACCUCAGACAAGCGUAUCCUGAUGUACCCUUAGCAUUUGUUGAGAAUAUCUUGUCAAAGCGUGAUGAUCUCGAUAAAUCAGCGCUUAAGGAUAUCAUGGAAGGCAUUAAAGCCAAAGCCCGAGAAUACGAACCUGAUGCCAAUACCCCUCCUACCAUUUUCAGUCGUAUUAAAUGGUAAAGUCCGCUUUAUUUUUUUUUACUAUUUUUUGGGAUG
Messenger RNA from Gilbertella persicaria, 2550 nucleotides. Its product is annotated as exocyst complex component Sec6-domain-containing protein. Lineage: Eukaryota; Fungi; Mucoromycota; Mucoromycetes; Mucorales; Choanephoraceae. Gene Ontology annotation, molecular function: SNARE binding. The transcript has 2 exons. The record is from RefSeq and is a predicted model, not a curated record. Gene Ontology annotation, biological process: exocyst localization; exocytosis. The coding region runs from base 274 to 2514 and encodes 746 amino acids. Gene Ontology annotation, cellular component: exocyst.